AUAAAUUAUUAAUGGAAAUAAAAUAAUGAAAUAAGGGAAAAUUAGGGAGUUGAGCGUCUUCACAACCACGGCCAAUCGCCGCCGCAUCCUAUCGCCGAAUUUCAAUUUCUGUGCACCAGCAAGAUGAGCGCAAAUGAUCCUCAAUCCAUGGAAAAGGUGUACGAUCAUAGAUUCCAGCGAACCGAUCAAUGGAUGCCGGUUUACUCAUGGCUGGAAUCACUCGACACAGAUGAGUUGAUUAAGUCCAAAGACGUCGUCGAUUGGCUCACGGCCAACCCUGAAAUCAGAGACGACUUGUACGCUAGGCAUUCGCGCUACCAUUUGAUGCACUACAUUAAAAAGUGUCAUGUCAAAAUCCUCAAGCGCAAGGAAAAACAGGGACUUAUUAUUGCUAAACUACCUCCCUCAAACGUUGAUCAGAAUUCUGAAUUCAAAGCACCUUCUUCACCACAUUUUACUGGCAAUAACUUAAGCAAUAUUCCUAAAGACAGCGAGCUAUAUAAAGCAAAACGCAGUGAGGCUCUCCGCAAGUAUGAGAUUUUAGUUGAGCUGGAGAAACAACUGAUACCACUCUUUGGUAAACAAGAAAAGCAGUAAGCAUCUCACAACCUCGGCUUUCUGAUUCUUAUCUUGCUAAUGACGAACGCCCAUCUGUUUACCUGCAAAACCAAUGCUGUUUCUGUUAAUUUAUAGUUUAGAUUUUCAACAAUUUUGAUGCAGUUAGUGUAUGAUUACAAAUUCACUGUGUGUACAGGCUUGUAACUCUAAGUAGAGGCUGCUACAAGAUUAAGUAUGCUAAACUAUUUUCUGAAUAUACAAAAUCCCAUAAAAUCUGUGUAUGUUAA
Messenger RNA from Salvia splendens (bonfire salvia), 845 nucleotides. Its product is annotated as ribonucleoside-diphosphate reductase subunit beta. NCBI's taxonomy places the organism in Eukaryota, Viridiplantae, Streptophyta, Magnoliopsida, Lamiales, Lamiaceae. The record is from RefSeq and is a predicted model, not a curated record. The transcript is spliced from 5 exons. The coding region runs from base 124 to 597 and encodes 157 amino acids.